AUGCAGGGUGACUGGAUGAUGAUGUAUCAGGAGCUGCCCUUAUGGAAACAGGAGGUACAUGACGCAGCUGUAUUUGAGGUAUUAUGGAUGAAGCCCUGGUUUGGGUCAUCACCGCCGGCCUGGCAGCUUCAUGCGAAUCCAAACCAGUUCCAGAAUCAGCGCGUGUUAACCUUGAGGGAGCACCUGGUGUGUAUAUUUGUGACAUGGGACCAGGCGUGUGUCGGUAACACUCUCACACAGAUUAGAGAAGCAGAUGUUGUGGUAGAUGUGGCUCCUGUUCAGAGGAUGGACAUCUGA
Molecule: messenger RNA, 297 nt
Organism: Knipowitschia caucasica
Lineage: Eukaryota; Metazoa; Chordata; Actinopteri; Gobiiformes; Gobiidae
Source: the annotation of a GenBank genome assembly